This is a messenger RNA of Diaporthe batatas, 1421 nucleotides long. RefSeq lists its product as uncharacterized. The record is from RefSeq and is a predicted model, not a curated record. Gene Ontology annotation, molecular function: oxidoreductase activity, acting on the CH-CH group of donors, NAD or NADP as acceptor. NCBI's taxonomy places the organism in Eukaryota, Fungi, Ascomycota, Sordariomycetes, Diaporthales, Diaporthaceae. Gene Ontology annotation, biological process: sterol biosynthetic process. The transcript has 2 exons. Bases 158 to 1270 code for a protein of 370 amino acids. Gene Ontology annotation, cellular component: endoplasmic reticulum membrane.
CGAGGUGGUCAUGUCACGUGCAGCAGACGAGCGGUCCUUGGCGACAUUAUACUCUCCAGCCCUCGGCAAUUUACUUGGUUGGUGCUCUGUCGCCACACAGUCACCCUGAUCACUCAACACGAGGUGUAUUCUGGGGGCUCGAAGCAAUUCGAAACUCAUGCUGGACAUAUCGAUAAUGGGCGGGGUGCUAGUCUCACCGCUCGUUGAGUUGGGGGUGCUCGCACUUCACCUCAUCCUGCCAGCCCGUGAGAUCGACGGAUAUGUCCGCGACAACAAGGGGAAGCCCCUCCGAUACCGUCUGAAUGGUAUACCGGUCAUGAUUAUAUCGGUUCUAGCCUGGGCUGGCCUUUGCUGGACUGGCGUCCUGCCAUGGGGGUACUUCUAUGAGCACAGCGGAACCACCUGCGCGUGUGCCCUCAUCAUCGGCCUGGCAUUCAGCGCCUGGAUCGUCGCCAAGGGCCCCAGACAAUCUCCCAGCCUUCUCAGCGACUUUUUCCUGGGCACGAUCGACAAUCCACGCACUGUCGUUGCCGGUCGCAUCCUUGAUGCAAAAAUGUACCUCUACCUCGUCGGCGCGGUGCAUCUGGAGCUCAACCUGCUCAGUUGCGCCGUCGCCCACUUGCAGUCGUUGCGGGACCCCAACCCAGGUAUCGCCCUGUCGGCAGCGCUGCUGACCUGGUUCGCUGCAGAGUACCUGUGGUGGGAGAACGUCCACCUCUACACGUACGACUUCUUCGCCGAAAGGUUGGGCGUCAAACUCGGCUUUGGAUGUCUUUGUUUCUAUCCAUUCUUCUACCCAAUCCCGGUUCUGGCCGCGGCUCGCCUGCCCAACCCACACCGGAGCACCGCCUAUCACCUCCUCGCCGCCGCUGUCUAUUUCUCCGGCUGGGCUCUCAGCCGAGGACCAAACUUGCAAAAGUUCUGGUUCAAGCGCCAUGUUCCUCCCCCAGCUGCCCUGGCUCGGCUCGGCCUGUCCCCCGUCAAGACGAUCCGGUCUGCUGACGGGAAACACGAGCUGCUCUGUGGGGGUUUCUGGGGCGUUUCACGCCAUAUUAACUACCUGGGCGAGACGCUCGAGGCAGUCGGAAUCGUUCUUGCCCUUGGUCAUCCCAGGGUUGCUCUGCUUCCGUGGGUCUAUCCUCUUUAUUAUGUGCUACUGUUCAUCACUCGCGAGCGGGAUGACGAUAAACGCUGUCGGGAGAAGUAUGGCGCUUUGUGGGACGAAUAUUGUCGACAAGUGCCAUAUAGGAUCAUCCCCUACGUUUACUAAACACGUCAAAAGCUUGCAGGUGGAGCAUAGACACCUUGAGUGAACGUUUGGCUAAGGUGCCUAGGACCGAUUACUCUAUAAAAGCCUGGGAUUUCGAGGAGGCCAUUGAUAGACAGCGUUGAGCAACAUUCAAUACAAGUUAUAUAACUGG